This is a messenger RNA of Archocentrus centrarchus (flier cichlid), 2377 nucleotides long. RefSeq names its product T cell activation inhibitor, mitochondrial (gene tcaim). Gene Ontology annotation, cellular component: mitochondrion. NCBI's taxonomy places the organism in Eukaryota, Metazoa, Chordata, Actinopteri, Cichliformes, Cichlidae. The record is from RefSeq and is a predicted model, not a curated record.
AAGAAGAAGCGGAGGCGGAGGAGACCCCCGCAGCUAACCGAAGCCGGUGCUACGGGAACGGCAGGGACGGUGUUACAGGGCAGUGUGUUGUCAGGCGUUAAUUUAACAACCAGCCAUACUUGUAACUCAUGUGAAGCUCUGAACGGCGGCGCAGAAACGGCUCAUAGCCAAAUUUCCCAUCAUGCCACGUGCAGGAGCAAACAGGAGCCAUGUUUGGUUGCUGUCAUUAUUGGUUAGAAGUCACUUAGGAAACUACAGAGACAUUAUCAUCUGUGUUUAUGCUGCUUUUAAUUGAUAUUGUUUGCUAUUUGCUUAUCUUUCAGAGACUUGAUAGCAUGGUAUUCAAAGGGAUAUAUGCAAAUCAGAGUUAGCUAGCGCAGCGGAAACGUUGGGAUAGAUGGGAAGCAGCCUAAGCUGCUUAAGCCUGACGCAUUUACUUUUAAAGAUGCAUAUCCCAGAGACCGACGUUAAAGAGAAUAACUGAAAUAAUCUACUUCUGACUGCCGUAGGUCACUGUGAAUUAGGCACUGCCGGCUGUGCCAGGCUGCUGUCAGAGGCAGCGUAACAAACCGUGGAGGUACUUUUAAAGCGGGGCGGAUGGAGCUGCUGGGAAGGCCGUGAUUACGUGCAGCAUCAGCCAUGUCUGUCCUCGCCUGUGUGCGACGCGUCAUCAGGCUGCAGAGGGGCCAUGCUGUCACCCGUGCUGUUCCACAGAGAGCCCUGUCAGGGGCAGAGGCUGUCAAUGCACUCAGGCCCUUUUAUUUUGCAGUCCAUCCAGACUUCUUUGGUCAAUAUCCUAAAGAACGUGAAGUGAAUGAGAACUCACUAAAAAGGCUGAAUGGCUAUCUGGAAAACUUGCAGAAGCCCGGCUCCUGUUCACUUCAGCCAAUGAGGCUCACCUUUUAUGUAAGGGACACCCGUUACAGCAGCGACGUGCAGCCACACCUCCUGGGUUCAGGGUUCCGCUCAGUGAGUUUCACCCUGCGCACAAAUGAUGUUUUGAGCACAGUGAUGAAUGUGUUAACGAGCUGCAGCCUACCUGUGGAGCACAUGAAAGGACUGGAAGUGAGGAAAGCAACGGCUAAAAGUGCGCCUGAGGCAGGGCUGCCUUUCUACAGACCUAUCAAAUGGGAUAAAAGCUACUACACCUUCACUGGCUUCAGAGACCCUGAGCAGGAGCUGCAGCAGGCCCAGAGCAUGGAGCCCACACUCAGCUCAUGGCUGAGACACAACGAGCCUGAGGCCACAAAGAAACAGAGUGCGAGUCUUCCUCGGAGACGAGAGCUGAACAGGCUAAAAACGGAGCUGUGCUGCAAAUUUAAUCUGGCUGACAUCAGAUGGCAGCGCAGCUGGGGAGUUGCCCACAGAUGCUGUCAGCUUCAGAGUCUGAGCCGCCUGUCUCAGCAGAACCCCGAGGCCCUGAUCAACCUGCGAGGACAUACUGUUGUGUUUGCUGACCAGUCAGGGAUGAAUGCCUCUGGACAUAUCAUGCUGGGAACGAUGGAUGUUCAUCAUCAGUGGACAAAAGUCUUCGAGCAGCUCCCCAGCUAUCAGCGCCUGCAGCAGCAGACACACUGGCUGAAGGAGAGGAUCAGCCUCCUCCUGGGUGGGACCCAAGUGGUGCACAUGGAGAGGCUGGGACCAGUUCAGCCCAUUGCUGAGCACUACAGUACCCUUAGCGCCUUUCACAAACGUCUGCUGUCCCAGAACCUUCGCCUGCACCCCAGGAGCCUGCAGGGCCUCACCAUGUUGCUGGAAAAUGACCGCUCUAACCCCAGCCUUCACGAUGGGCACUUCAUUAUUCCCACCAACAGUGACCUUCCCACGCUGCAGGUCUUCCUGCAGAGCCACGCCCCUGAGGCCAGACAGCGCGUCCAGCGCAGAAACCAACUGCAGGCCGAGGAGGAAGCUGUGGUGAAGCUGUGUGUUGACAGUCUGUCUCUAAGGAGCCUGUCCAAGGCGCCCAGUGUGAGCUCCAGCCAGAUGAUCCUGUGCUGUAAACGGCUGCUGGAGCAGCGCUCCCCCCUCCUGCAGGGCCUCCAAAUCUGUGUUUCUCACUUCUACUCCGUCAUGCAGGAUGGAGAUCUGUGUGUUCCUUGGAACUGGAAGAGCUGAGCUGCACAUUUGGAAGCUGCUGCUCAGUCAGUCUGGGUGUAAGAAGGACUUUCAGAGAUUUGAUGCUGUUGAAGCACCAACACGUUUAUCAGGACGUCACACUGAUUUUCUUUUUUGUUUUUUAUUGCGUUACUGCUCAAGGAUUAUCCUCUUGCUAAACAAAGCAAGAUAGGAAGGUCAUUUAAUGCACAGUAGAGGACAGUGUGUGUGUUUUCUGUCCAGGACUGCAAAAUAAUUAAAGAGAAAAAAGUUAAAGUUCUGA